AAACUUUAAUUAAUUGUAAUCAUUGCUUUACGUAAUACCCAACUAAUCAUGAAUAAUGUUACAAAAACUUGCGUUCUUAAUAUACUCCGUUCUAAUAACUUCUUGCAACGUAGUCUUAGUACAGUAGCCCCUGAAAUCAGAAUUUAUGAAGUAGGACCGAGAGAUGGCCUUCAAAAUGAAUCUAAGUUUGUUCCAACAGACAUUAAAGUUGAACUCAUUAGUAAAAUCGUUGCUGCAGGUAUAAAAAAUGUAGAAUCUGCAAGUUUUGUCAGUCCAAAAUGGGUUAAACAAAUGAGUGACAGUGUUGAUGUUAUGAAAAAUAUUCAAAGAGUGCCUGGAGUGAAUUACCCUGUACUUGUUCCAAAUUUGAAAGGAUAUGAAACAGCUAAACAAUGCAACGUAGAAGAAAUUGCUAUAUUUCCUGCUGGUUCGGAAGGAUUUUCACAAAAAAAUCUAAAUUGCUCGGUGGAAGAAGGUCUUAGAAGAUUUAAACAGGUCGCGGACGAGGCCGUUCGUGACGGCUUGCGAGUAAGGGGAUAUAUUUCAUGUGUUGUUGGUUGUCCCUACGAUGGACCGAUUCACCCGAAAAAUAUUGCUAAGAUAACAGAACAAUUGAUUGCGAUGGGCUGUUAUGAAGUAUCGCUUGGUGAUACGAUUGGAGUAGGCACGGCCGGCUCCGUCCGCCGACUUCUUCAUGAAAUCCUCACUGUCGCAAAACCGGAACAACUAGCCCUUCACUUCCAUGACACAUACGGACAAGGACUUUCCAAUUUACUAGCUGGCCUCGAAUUUGGUAUUAAAACAGUAGAUUCUUCCAUCUCCGGACUCGGCGGAUGCCCGUAUGCACGCGGCGCGAGCGGUAACCUUGCCACCGAAGACCUAGUCUAUUUCCUGUAUGGCCUGGGAGUCAACACUGACGUAGACCUAGUAAAGAUUAUAGAAGCAGGUCGAUACAUUUCCAACUUCCUUGGAAAACCUACCGAAUCCAAAGUUAACAGGGUCAUUAGUGAUAGAUUUACUAAUUACAGAGAUAUUGUCAAACUAGCGUCUUGUAAUUGUUCAUAGAGAUAAUUAAUAUUACAAUAGCGGUUUAAGCUCAAAAACAAACACUCGAUAAUUGUGAUAAGAUAUUUAUUCCAUACACAACUCAACAAAUAUUUACUUUUGUAUCUAAGUAAACACAAUAAACGAUUUGUUAUUUCGCUUUA
Messenger RNA from Bombyx mori (domestic silkworm), 1208 nucleotides. RefSeq names its product hydroxymethylglutaryl-CoA lyase (gene Hmgc). Lineage: Eukaryota; Metazoa; Arthropoda; Insecta; Lepidoptera; Bombycidae. Gene Ontology annotation, molecular function: hydroxymethylglutaryl-CoA lyase activity. The record is from RefSeq and is marked provisional. Gene Ontology annotation, biological process: L-leucine catabolic process; ketone body biosynthetic process.